AUGCCUCGUUUUUGUGAACCGUUGUCAAUACAAGAUGGCUCUACGACAGUGGAAGGCGACCUCAAAAAGCCAGAGGGAAAUGUGAUAUGGCUAUGGCUCACAUUCAUGGUAGUCAGCUUUAUAAAAGAGAUUGCAGUAUAUUAUGUGGGAACAAUACCAAGCAGAUUUUACGGCGUAUUUGUCGGCAGAGACUGGGAUGGUUUUAAAAUCGUGCUCGUGUUGGCUUUGCUAUUCGUGAUUGCUGCUGGCGUGGGGAGGAGUCUCGUACAAUUUAUAAACGGACUGUUUGCUUUAAAGACAAGACGAAUUCUUACUAGAUAUAUACAAACGAGAUACGUUAACGGCAAAACUUUAUACCGCUUACUCGUCUGGCAACCGGAAAUUGACAAUCCUGAUCAGAGAAUAACUCAAGAUACAUCCAACUUUUCAACUAAACUCGCCCUAAUCCUUUCCGAAGUAAUCAUUACUCCCAUCCUCAUCAUUUACUAUACCUACAAAUGCUUUGUUAUCUCUGGAUAUCUUGGCCCUAUGCUGAUCUAUAUCUACUUCGUAGUCGGCACUGUUUGCUCCCGUUUCUUAAUCUCACCCAUUGUUGAAUUGGUAUUCUUGAAAGAGCAACAAGAAGGCUAUUUCAGAUUUUUACACGCGAGAAUCAGGAAUUAUGUAGAAUCAAUUGCUUUCUCGUGGGGAGAGAAAGGAGAGAGGACAAGAUUGGAUGAAUUGUUGAUGAGAGUCUUAGGAUACCAGAAGAAAAUUGUUUACAAGGAAUUGCCCUUACAAACUGUAACUGAGGCUUUUGGUUAUUUUGGUUCCGUUCUCAGUUACGUGGUUAUCGCCAUUCCCUUAUUUUCUGGCAAAUAUGAUGACCUUCCAACUGAUGAACUGAGUGCAAUCAUUGCGUUGAACGCUUUCUUAUCAAUCUAUCUUGUCUAUCUGUUUACGGUCAUAGUUCAGCGGGCGUCUGAUAUAUCCGAUUUGGCGGGUUACACUGCACGUAUAGGACAACUGCUAGAAGCGAUUGACGAUAUUGAGAAUCGCCUAGAGCAUGUGGAGACGGUCCAUGACAUUGACGGCAGUCUAGAGAACAUCGAUUCAGACUUUUUACUUGACCAACAACCAAAUGCUUACACCGAAUUAUCAAUAUCGUUCGAUCGAGUAACAAUCAAAUCGCCUGCGGGAAAAACAUUACUGACUGACUUGCGCUUUACCAUCGAACAAAACAAGAAUGUCAUAAUUCUUGGGCCGAACGGAAGCGGGAAAACAUCCAUAUUACGAACAAUGAGUGGUCUAUGGCCUGCUUGCGAGGGAGCAGUCAAUUUACCGCACGCAACAGUGAAGCAGAAAGUACUUGUAUACUUGCCUCAGACGCCCUAUUUAACGUAUGGAUCUUUGAGAGACCAAAUAACGUACCCAGUCGUUAAUUCGUUAAGAUCAUCAUUCAUAACUGAUGAAGCAAUUAGAACAAUAUUGUCCAAAGUCGGACUUGUACAUAUUGAGAAGAUCUGUGGGGAUUUUGACACCGUGUAUGGUCAAGAAUGGAAUACAAUGCUAAGUCCUGGAGAACAACAAAAGUUGGCUUUUGCACGCCUCUUCUACUGGAGGCCUGUAUUCGCAGCAUUCGACGAGGCGACUAGUUCUCUUGAUUCGGCACUCGAAAGUCAAUUCUUUGUAACAUGUAAAUCACUGGGAAUCACCUGUAUCACAGUAUCACACAAUAGGAAUCUACUCAAGUAUCAUGAUCAAGUGUUAUUAUUAGACGGAAGAGGACAUUAUGCAACGAGUGAUAUUGACAUUGAUGGCACUGAAGAUAUAGAGAGAUGGAUUGAUCAAACGCUCAGACCAUCAUCAUAA
Molecule: messenger RNA, 1851 nt
Organism: Paraglomus occultum
Lineage: Eukaryota; Fungi; Glomeromycota; Glomeromycetes; Paraglomerales; Paraglomeraceae
Source: the annotation of a GenBank genome assembly